UGGAUUAGGGUCCUCUGAACCCAAACAGUCACAGCGUUUUCAGCUGAGCUUUUCUGACAGGAAAGAAGGGAAGUGACCAGCAGCUGCAGAAGCAUUCAGACCAGCAGAGACACCAUCAUGAGGACUCUGUUCGUUCUUUUCCUCUUGGCGGCUGUGGCCACCGCAAAGGUCUUCGAGCGCUGUGACUGGGCCCGCAAGCUGAAGGCGAGUGGGAUGGACGGCUACCGUGGUAUCAGCCUGGCCAACUGGGUUUGUCUGACCAAACAUGAGUCAAAUUUUAACACUGGGGCAACAAACCGCAACACUGAUGGAUCCACUGACUACGGCAUCUUUCAGAUAAAUAACCGCUGGUGGUGCGAUAACGGCAGCUUUCGUUCAUCAAAUGCAUGCAAAACCAGCUGCAGAGCGCUUUUGAGUGAUGAUGUCACUGCGGCGAUCAACUGUGCCAAGCGUGUCGUCAGGGAUCCCCAAGGCAUCAGUGCCUGGUAUGCCUGGCGCGAUCACUGUCAGGGCCGAGAUCUCAGCUCCUAUUUGGCUGGAUGUCGUCUUUAAUCAACACAUUAAACAGGAGGGUGUCAUCGACAUAAAGGUCUCCAUCUUUCUCUGCAGUAGAAACAUUUAAAAUGUUUCUCUAUUUGAAGUGAAACACUGAGUAACUCUAAUAAACUCAGUGAAAAUCUCUACUUUCAAAUAAAGAUUUAACAGCAAUGUUGAUAA
Archocentrus centrarchus (flier cichlid) is the source of this 717-nucleotide messenger RNA. Its product is annotated as lysozyme C-like. NCBI's taxonomy places the organism in Eukaryota, Metazoa, Chordata, Actinopteri, Cichliformes, Cichlidae. The record is from RefSeq and is a predicted model, not a curated record. Gene Ontology annotation, molecular function: lysozyme activity. The transcript has 4 exons. The coding region runs from base 118 to 552 and encodes 144 amino acids.